Molecule: messenger RNA, 1485 nt
Organism: Tetranychus urticae (two-spotted spider mite)
Lineage: Eukaryota; Metazoa; Arthropoda; Arachnida; Trombidiformes; Tetranychidae
Product: cysteine and glycine-rich protein 3
Biological process (GO): sarcomere organization; muscle tissue development
Cellular component (GO): Z disc; nucleus; cytoplasm
Molecular function (GO): structural constituent of muscle; actinin binding
Source: RefSeq, a predicted model, not a curated record
AUUUGUUCCUUCAGUUGUUAUAUUCAAUAUUUUCCCGAAGUUUCUCAGUCCCAUCUUUACUGUAAUUGUCUAAUUUAACAACCAUUUGUUGGCCCUUUAAUUAAUGUGUUUUAAUCUUCAACCAAUUAUCAUCUAAAUUGACUGUUGACUGUCUAUUGAUUAACUGAGAGGUCACUUGUGAUUUAUUGCUGUCUCUUGUCAACAGAAGACAAAAGUCAUCUUUUGUGUCUUACUAAAGUCAUCAACCAAAGCUGUUUUCAUUUUCCUCUUUUAACCUUCAUUUUAAUUGUUACUCCAUUGAUCACAGUUUUAAUUCAAGUGUCAACCUGUCAUAAUGCCCGGAACUUGUCCAAGAUGUACAAAAACGGUUUAUUUCAACGAAGAAAAAAUUGCUAUGGGCAAAUCAUUCCAUAAAUCUUGCUUCUCAUGUGCUAACAAAAGCUGCAAUCGUAAACUUGACAGUGGCAAUCUGACUACACACGAUAAUGAAUUGUAUUGUAAAGUUUGCUACGCGCGAUUGUUUGGUCCUAAAGGAUACAAUUUGAGUGGUUUUGUGACAACGGAUACAGCUAAAAAUAGCAAUGAUUCAACAAAUGGUUCGCCAUCAAAACAAACGGUCAUAUCACCAAAAUUGGAGAGCAAAAUCGAGCCCAAGCAAGAUGUCAAUUCCAAAAUUGAAAAUAAUGGCAGAUCAGUAAACAAUACAAAUAUAAGUGGAAAUACAUCCAAAAGACAUAGCUUGACUUUUGACGAUCGUGGUAAUCGCAUCGAUAUUUGUCCAAGAUGUAAUAAAAAAGUCUACCUUGCUGAAAAAAUGAUGGCUGGUGGUAAGGCUUGGCAUAAGAUGACUUGUUUCAAUUGUCUUGAAUGUCAUAAAAGGCUUGAAUCAACCACAUUGUGUGAAAAAGACGAGGAAAUUUACUGUAAAACCUGUUAUGCAAAGAAAUGGGGCCCUUCUGGAUAUGGUCAUGGAAUCGAUGCUGGAUCCCGAAAAGUUGAAUAAUAAUCAUGAUAACAAAGCACUAUCAAGGCUGCUUACUUAAAUCGCACAUCAAUUACAAUUCCAAAUUAUCAACCAGACAGAAAUCAAUGUGAUCCCAUUUAUCGUUUUCCAAAGCUCUCCAGUGUUAUAUUUAGACGUUGAAUAUUUCGACUUAGACACUUCAUUCUUUUCUUCAUUCAAUCUAAUUUAUUAAUCCAAUUUGACUGAAAGAAAUUUGUCUUCGUAAAUUAGGACUCUUUUCGUAUAGUAAAUGACUAAGCAUCAAGUAUUAAUAUUAUGAUGACUAAACUUUAAGCAUCUCUUUCAAUUUGUGCUUCGACUACUUCUAGUUAUACUGAAUUUGUAUCGGAAGUGAGACUUUAAACGUGAUAAAGAAACGCAAACUACUAAAAAUGGCCUCAAAAUUGGUUAAAAGUAUUAUGAUGAAAUGUUAUUUUGACGAGUAAAUAAUAAAGAUAUUACAGUAUUACUAGAACGAAAAA